GCGCUCACGUCGCAGCGACGGCGGUGGCGAGCGGCGUCAGAGCUUGAAGGGGGGGCUGACGGCUGCUGGCGGGUGGCGGUGUUGAAGGCGAGAGCUUGCUUAGCCCUUAUCGCUUCUGUCUCAGGACUUGGACAGAGAUUGAGGGGACGAGGGUCAUUUGCGUGGGGCUCUGUCUUCCGCGUGCGCGUGGUCGUCAGGAGCGCAGCCCGGACUCCGCUGUAAAUCCUCCGGCUCCUUUCCCGCACGCCUCGAGGUGGCGGCGGCGGCGGCGGCGGCAACCAGAGAGCGUCUUACCUUCCCUCAGCCCUUCCCCUUGUCCCCCCCCUCCCGAAAGGGCCCGGUCUGCGCCCCACCCCCGCCUGUCCACCCGCCCGCUACGCCGCCGCCAUGUCGGCGCAGGCCCAGAUGCGCGCGAUGCUGGACCAGUUGAUGGGCACCUCCCGGGACGCCUUCACAGUUGUUGAUCACAUAGCAUGGUCAUCCACUCACAGCUUAAAAAAAUACAGGGAGCAUCGGAGAGAAUGGGUUCAAUGUAUCUAUGCCUGACUACUUCAAUCUGCAAGGGAGUGUCAGAAAGGCCCCGCAUUCGCCGAGCCGAGAUACUACUCGUCAACGAAUCAAAUUCAGUGAUGACAGAGUAUGCAAGAGUCACCUUCUCAACUGUUGCCCUCAUGAUGUCCUCUCUGGGACUAGAAUGGAUCUUGGAGAAUGUCUGAAAGUCCAUGACCUGGCUUUAAGAGCAGAUUAUGAAAUUGCAUCCAAAGAACAAGAUUUCUUCUUUGAGCUUGAUGCUAUGGAUCAUCUGCAGUCAUUUAUUGCCGAUUGUGAUCGAAGAACAGAAGUGGCCAAGAAAAGAUUAGCAGAAACUCAAGAAGAGAUUAGUGCUGAAGUGGCAGCAAAGGCAGAACGUGUUCAUGAGUUAAAUGAAGAAAUUGGUAAAUUGUUGGCUAAGGUGGAACAACUAGGAGCUGAAGGAAAUGUGGAAGAAUCUCAAAAAGUAAUGGAUGAAGUAGAGAAAGCACGGGCAAAGAAAAGAGAAGCAGAGGAAGUGUAUCGGAAUUCUAUGCCAGCUUCCAGUUUCCAACAGCAGAAACUUCGAGUCUGUGAAGUCUGCUCUGCUUAUUUAGGUCUUCAUGAUAAUGACAGACGAUUGGCUGAUCAUUUUGGGGGUAAACUGCACCUGGGAUUUAUUGAAAUAAGAGAGAAGCUUGAAGAAUUAAAGAGAGUGGUAGCUGAGAAGCAGGAGAAAAGAAACCAGGAACGCCUGAAGCGAAGAGAAGAAAGGGAGAGAGAAGAAAGGGAAAAGUUGAGGAGAGGGAAGGAAGAAAUGACAGUGAAUUUUUCCAGCGUUGGAAAGUCUCGAUCACAUAGCAAGAAUCCCAAAAGAUCCAGGUCCAGAGAGCAUCGCCGACAUCGAUCUCGCUCCAUGUCACGAGAACGGAAGAGGAGAACUCGGUCUAAAUCUCGGGAGAAGCGCCACCGCCACAGAUCUCGCUCUAGCAGUCGAAGUCGCAGCCGCAGCCACCAGAGAAGUGGGCACAGUUCUAGAGACAGAAGCAGAGAGCGAUCCAGGAGGAGAUCCUCAAAAGAAAGAUUCAGAGACCAAGACUUAGCAUCACGUGACAGAGACAGGAAUUCAAGAGACAGAUCACCUCGUGACAGAGAUCGAAAAGAUAAGAAGCGGUCCUAUGAGAGCGCUAAUGGCAGAUCAGAAGACAGGAGGAGCUCUGAAGAGCGCGAAGCAGGGGAGAUAUAAUUAGCUGUGUACAUAUCCUCAAUCCUUAAGCUUCCUAUGGAGUUACAUACUAUUGUUUAGUUUACAGCUGUUUGGGGUGACACAGGGAGCAGUUCCAGACACCGAUCCAGCUAGGCUAGAUAUACAGUAUCUAACUUGAUCUGAACUGAACUUGUUUUCCUGAUGAAGCCUAAACUACAUCUAUAGUUUCUGGUGAACCUGUAAUGCAGUUCUGAAAAUACAGUUUUAUAAAAGACGCAGAGGUCUUUAUUCUUUCAAGUAGGAGUGAUAGUGAAUGAAUUGUGUAACUUGUCUUGAGAUUUUUUGAGCAUUUGUAAAAUGCUGUCUUCCUUUCUAGUACAAACUGCAGCCUUUGGAAUUUUCCUUUUUAAUUCUUCUUCCUCUGACUUUUGUAUCCCCUAAUACCUCCGACCCUCUAAUUAUAAAAGAAAGGGGGGUAGGGAAGCAAUAUAACUUCUAAGGUUCUGUUCCAUUCAUUACUAGCUGAUUACAGUUCAGAGCAUUUAUACUGGAAUGUGUGCUGGAGAAAUUUAAAUAUUGGGAAUUUUUGUUUGUUUUAGAGUUGAAAGUUAAACAGCUGUUGCAUUACAUACUUUGCUUUUUUUAUUGACAAUUUGAAAUCAAACAAGUCUUGAUUUUUCUGUUGUAUUGAAUUGCUACAUUCGGGGUGUUUUUGAAAAGGGGGUGGGGGCAGGGACUUUUUCAUAAGCACUUCUUGUUUUCUUUUGUGUGUGUGGAAUAUAAAGGCUACACCCUUAUUGUAACAAAUAAUAGUAAAGUGAAAGAAACAAUCACCACCACCAUCAUUAAACUGUAACCUGUCUUAGUAAAUUGUCACUAGAACUAUGCUGUGGGCAUACCUUCUAUUCUGUUAUAUCAUUAAUAGUGCCUUACUGUGCAAGGCACCAAAGGAAAUCAAAUUAUACUUGCGACGAUUCAAGAUGAACUGUUCACCUGGGUCCUUGCCGACUAUAUUCCAGCUGCUUCAGGGCUGUCUGUAACAACUGCUAUCAAGACAGACUGGACCUGCAGAAGAAAUUGGGGUUUUCAUUUGUUUUUGUUUUGUAUUUCUUCUCAUUUAGCAAACUGAAAUAAAAACAUGGUAUAACUAACAUAA
Messenger RNA from Myotis myotis, 2873 nucleotides. Its product is annotated as putative RNA-binding protein Luc7-like 2. The record is from RefSeq and is a predicted model, not a curated record. Gene Ontology annotation, biological process: mRNA splice site recognition. Gene Ontology annotation, cellular component: U2-type prespliceosome; U1 snRNP. The coding region runs from base 539 to 1756 and encodes 405 amino acids. Gene Ontology annotation, molecular function: mRNA binding. The transcript is spliced from 13 exons. NCBI's taxonomy places the organism in Eukaryota, Metazoa, Chordata, Mammalia, Chiroptera, Vespertilionidae.